Mugil cephalus (flathead mullet) is the source of this 2277-nucleotide messenger RNA. It is a transcript of the gene afg1lb, whose product is annotated as AFG1 like ATPase b. Gene Ontology annotation, cellular component: cytoplasm; mitochondrion. Gene Ontology annotation, molecular function: ATP binding; ATP hydrolysis activity. The record is from RefSeq and is a predicted model, not a curated record. Lineage: Eukaryota; Metazoa; Chordata; Actinopteri; Mugiliformes; Mugilidae. The coding region runs from base 7 to 1497 and encodes 496 amino acids. The transcript has 13 exons.
AACAACAUGGCGACUUGCACGGUUCGUGCUGCAGUGAGACGCUCACUACACACAUUGCUGAAAGACACUGUUCUGACUUCUGAUAAGAUCUGUCUUCUGUCGAGCAGAUGCACAGGUAAAGGUUACAGUCGUUGGAGGACAUGCAGUUCUUCUGCAUCAUCCUGCUCCUCUGACUCUCCGGACCCAGACAUUGUUGGACAGUUUGAUCGCCAGGUUCAGAGUGGCUUCCUAAGGACAGACUCACAUCAGAGGCUUGUUGUCAAGCGGCUGGCUCAGCUGCAGCACACGCUGAAAACAUACAGCAACAGCAUCUACCUGAACCCACCAGGGCUAAACUCAAAAGAUGACACCCGUCAGCCUCAGAAGGAUGGCAUUAAAACUGAAAAUGGUGAAAAGGAGGAACCCGUUUCACCAACGCUACCACCCCCGAAAGGCUUCUACAUUUAUGGAGAUGUUGGCACAGGGAAGACCAUGCUUAUGGAUCUGUUUUACUCCCGCGUGGAAAACAGUCGUAAAAAGAGAGUCCACUUCAACGGCUUCAUGUUGGACAUCCACAAAAGGAUCCAUCGGAGGAAACAAAGCCUGCCAAAACGAAGGCUAGGGAAAAUGUUCACCUAUGACCCCAUAUCACCGGUUGCCAUGGAGAUCAGCAGCGAGACCUGCCUCUUGUGUUUUGAUGAGUUUCAGGUGACCGACAUCGCCGACGCCAUGAUCCUGAAGCAGCUGUUUGAGACGCUGUUCAGAACCGGAGUGGUGGUGGUGGCCACCUCCAACAGAGCCCCUGAUGAUCUGUACAAAAACGGACUUCAGAGGGACACCUUCCUACCUUUCAUCGACGUGCUGAAGGAAUACUGCAACACCAUUUGUCUAGACGGCGGGAUUGACUACAGGAAGCUUGACCACCCUGCAGCAGGGAAACUCUACUACCUCACCGGGGAGCCUGGUGCAGAGGCCUCCUUGGAUGCACUGUUUGAGGAGCUGGCAUUAAGACAGAGGAGUGUUACAGGCCCUCGGGUCCUCUCUGUGCUGGGGAGAGACGUGACUCUAAGAAAGACCUGUGGCUCCAUCGCUGACUGUACUUUUGAUGAGCUGUGUGGAAGACCCAUGGGCGCCAGCGACUACCUGGAGAUGGCGCAGCUCUUCGACACCGUGUUCAUCCGCCACAUUCCCAUUCUGACUCUGAGUCUGAAGGACCAGGCCAGACGCUUCACCACCCUCAUAGACAACUUCUAUGACAACAAGGUGAGGGUGGUCCUUCUGGCGUCGGCUUCUCUGGACCGACUGUUUGUCCACACCGGAGGAGAUGAUGAGAGAGACCGGCAGCUGCUUGAUGACCUGGGCCUCAGCGGGGAGGCAGCAGAGCGUCUCUCUCUGUUCACGGCCGAGGAGGAGAUCUUUGCCUUCCAGAGGACCGUCUCUAGGCUGAUGGAGAUGCAGACAGAGGCCUACUGGGUGGAGGGAGACCGCAGUUACAGCAAGAUACAUGCAGACACCUAGCAUAUGCUAAAGAAACUUCUCGCAUGGCAGAAAUAGAAAAGAUCUGUUUUGUGAAAGGAAGCCACGGUAAACCGUUCUGAGGGAAUAAGCUGCGGCUUUUAUUCGCAGCAAAUGCAUCACCAAGCGCAGCACCUGUUUUGCCUUUAGGUCUGACUACUCGUUACCAUGCUAGUGUGCUUUUCCAGUUUGGUCCUUUUCUGAGAGGUGUGCUCUCUCCCCCUUGUGGGCUAUUUAUUUAAAAGAACACUCCAUAACAUGUCUAAAGCACAAGGAAAACCGGUGCUCACUUCACAGAGGGGAGGAAGCAAAGUGUCACUCAGUGCAGCUUUUUACUGCCCUCUAGUGGUUAAGAUGGGAAACAUGUUAAAUGUUGUCAAACAUUCUGUUUUUAUGGAAUAAUACCAGUUUCUGCACGUAUUUAAAUUGAACCUCGGUGGCAUAAAAUGUGGCACAUGAUGGUUCAACUGCAGGUCUGUGUAUUUGUGGGUAAAUGGCAUGCACCACUGCGGGCAGCAAAAUAUUUCCAUAACACUGUUCAGUUGUCAUUUUAAGAUGCAGUGUCUUAAUGAUAUGUAGCUCGAAUCUUUAUUUUGAAAAGUACGCACAAAACAAAAGAUUCAAUAUUGUACAGAAUUUAGCCCUGUUGUUGCAAAAUGAAUGAGUUUCUUCUAUGUGCAAAGAUGGACAUUUUUGUGGUGUUUUUACACAUUUUUCUUUUUGAAGGUUGUUUUUAUGCAACAGGACAAAGCAGAAAUAAGAAUAAAAUUAACAAAUGCUUUA